UGGUCACACUUUUCUUGCAGGUUUUAAGUGUUUUUUCUUUGUUUUUAUCGCGAAAUCCUGCUCUUCGAAGAGCAUACAAAAAAUCUAUAAAAUAUUGAAACCGUGCGGCGGCUUGAUACCUGUGCAACCGAUCCAAGCACCUGUGUAAUUUAGCCCUGAAUUGAUAUUGGCCAGUGCUGAAAAGCCGAUUAUCUAACGAAAAAUUAUCGAUGUAUUAACGAUUCGAAGUUCGAACGCGAGCGAAGCAACCCAAGUGAUUAAGUCAGCCAGCAAGGCAAGUCGGCUCCCGUAAAUUAUCUGUCCAGUCCCAAAACUGCUCAAAAUCUAUACCCCUUUCUCUCGCCCUCUUCGCAAAAGGAGAUAACAAAUUUCGCUAAAUAGAACCAAAACACCUUUCGGCCAGGAUUGUUCGGCAGACCGUUUUGCCUUGCACCGCCGCUCAUCCCCCCACCAACCCGCUGUUGGCCUUGCAACAUCAAAUUUGCGACGCAAAAACAAAACACACGCACACACAGACUUAUACCGAUACACCACCCACACGCCAGCUGUUUUGUUAUCGCGUUAUCGAUCGCACACAUGAGCGACAGUGGCCGCGAGGAAGAAGAGGAAGAGCGAUAAACGGAAAAAGCGAAAGAAGAAAAAAAACGGAAUAUAAAAGGUCCGGGCGGGCGGAAAGAUGUCUGUGCGACUGCUGACCGUGCGACUGAUCAAACAUGGUCGCUACAUUUUGCGCAGCUACUGUAAACGUGAUAUACACGCCAACAUUUUGGACCAAAACCAAUUGAGGACAAGAAGCAAGCGAGGCUUUCCCCUACCCUCCAGCGCCGCCAAUGUCCUGCGGCCUGCAGCACAGCCGUCGGCAGCCAAGUCGGCGCCCAAUCCUCCGGCCAGUGUCACGCCUAUUGCUCAGGUACAGAGCAACAAUGGCCUGUUUCGCGUCGGGCAGCAUGCCCGGAAACUCUUCAUCGACAACAUCCUCAGCCGGGUGACUACCCAGUACUCGGAGGAGCUGCGCCAGCGAGCCACACGCAGGCUCUUCUUCGGCGACUCGGCUCCAUUCUUCGCCCUGGUCGGCGUCAGCCUGGCCUCUGGCACGGGGGUGCUGAGCAAGGAGGAUGAGCUGGAGGGUGUGUGCUGGGAGAUACGAGAGGCGGCCAGCCGCCUGCAGAGUGCCUGGAAUCGUGAUGGUAUAUCCGAGACCCUGGACAGUAAGUUUACCAUUGAUAACUUGGACGUGGGACCGGCCAUAGCCAAGGGCUGUGCGGCGGUAGUCUAUGCCGCCAGCUUUAAAAAGGAGGAUGCCCUGGAUGCGGAGCCACUUCAGUCUAAACAGGAUCCUGCUGCUGCCGCCCCCUUGCCCGUGCCCGCCAUGGCCCCCAAUAGCUGGACCACCAGGGAGAUGAUGUCCCCCUUGCAAAACAUGUCCCGCUUCGUGCACAACUUUGGCGGCUCCGUGGACAACAUCUUUCACUACAGUCAGCCCUCGGCGGCCAGUGACUUUGUGGGGGAGCUGGAGAAGCAGCAGCAAGAGGAGCACCAGCAGCAGGCGCCUAAUCCCUUGACGGAGGCAAGACUUGACACCUCCACAGACAACUAUCCGCUGGCCUUGAAGAUGAUGUUCAACUAUGACAUCCAGAGCAACGCCCUGUCCAUUUUGCGGGCCAUGUACAAGGAGACAGUGCCGGCGCGUCAGCGUCGCAUGAAUCCCGCCGCCGAGGAGUGGGAGCGUCUGCUGCAGAACCAAACCCUGACCCUGCCGCCGCAUCCGAACAUUGUCUGCAUGUUUGGCUUCUUCUGCGACGAGGUGGGCAACUUUCCCGAUGGCCAUGUCCUGUAUCCCGUGGCCCAGCCGCAGAGGAUCAAUCCGCAGGGCUAUGGACGAAACAUGUCGCUGUAUCUGCUGAUGAAACGCUACGAUCACAGCCUGCGCGGCCUCCUCGACACGCAGGAGCUGAGCACCCGCACGCGGAUCCUUCUGCUGGCCCAGAUGCUCGAGGCGGUCACCCAUUUGAGCCGCCACGGCGUGGCCCAUCGUGAUCUCAAGUCGGACAAUGUGCUGGUCGAUCUGCAGGACGAUGCCUCCGCCGUGCUGGUGCUCUCCGAUUUUGGAUGCUGUCUGGCGGACAAGAUGCACGGCCUGCGUCUGCCGUAUGUCUCCCACGACAUUGACAAGGGCGGAAAUGCGGCGCUGAUGGCGCCGGAGAUUAUCAACAUGGUGCCCGGGCCCUUUGCCGUGCUCAACUACGACAAGGCGGAUCUGUGGGCAUGCGGUGCCCUGGCCUACGAGAUCUUUGGCAGCCGCAAUCCCUUCUAUUCGAACAGCGGCGGCCUGGCGUUGGAGCGCGGAGAGCUGACCCAUUCGCUGCGCAACAGCGACUAUCGGCCGGAGCAACUGCCCCCGAUGAGCGACACCUGUCCCCCGCUGCUACAGCAGCUGGUGUACAACAUCCUCAAUCCGAAUCCUUCCCGCAGGGUCAGUCCGGACAUUGCUGCAAAUGUGGUGCAGCUGUUCCUUUGGGCGCCCUGCAAGUGGCUCAAGGCGGGUGGCAUGCCCAACAGCUCCGAGAUCCUCCAGUGGCUCCUCUCGCUGACCACCAAGCUGAUGUGCGAGGGACGUCCUCAACUGGACGGAUCAUCGCCCGUGUCCGCCAGCGGCAGGCGUGCCUAUGUGGAAUACCUUCUCAUCUGCAGCUUCUUGGCGCGCGCCCGCCUGCGUCGCAUUCGCGGCGCCCUCAACUGGAUCCAGAACGCGGUGGCGUUGUAGGCGGAGCAGCCUUCCCUCUUCUACUUGUUACUCUGAGAAAAUCAAAUGAAAACGCGUGUGAUACCAAUAUAUUUUACAUAUGUAUUUAUAAAAGAAUUCAAAAUUAA
This is a messenger RNA of Drosophila kikkawai, 2871 nucleotides long. It is a transcript of the gene Pink1, whose product is annotated as PTEN-induced putative kinase 1. Lineage: Eukaryota; Metazoa; Arthropoda; Insecta; Diptera; Drosophilidae. The record is from RefSeq and is a predicted model, not a curated record. Gene Ontology annotation, cellular component: mitochondrion. Gene Ontology annotation, molecular function: ATP binding; protein serine/threonine kinase activity. Gene Ontology annotation, biological process: positive regulation of mitochondrial fission; autophagy of mitochondrion; regulation of apoptotic process.